UGCUUGUAUAUACCAGUGUAGUCAGUUAUUGUUUGUGCGCAGGUUCUAUUGGCAUCGAACCUUCCGUGACUGUAACCCUUCACAAUAUUUUGUUACCGUAAAAAUUGCCUUGGACCGAGUUUUAAUGCUAAUGACAGUGUAUAAUUUAAAGUUUAUUGUUUAUUAGAUCGUUUAACUUCGUACUUAACUAUGGGAAAUCAAUUAGUCGGAAUCGCACCAUCACAGAUUUUGCCUGUGGAACAUUAUUUAAAUGAACAUCCUGAUCUGAUAUUUGAUGUGAGUCUAGGCAGUACUAGGUUUUUCAAAGUAGCAAGAGCUAAGUCCCAAGAAGGCUUAGUUGUAGUAAAAGUUUUUGCAAUACAUGAUCCAAGUCUUCCUUUAGCAGCACAUAAAUCUAGAAUAGAACAAUUGAAGAAAACUCUAGGAUCAGCUGUUAAUUGUUUACCCUUUCAGAGAGCAGUUUUGAGUGAUAAAGCAGGAUUUUUAAUGAGAGAAUUUGUUAAAUACAGCCUAUAUGAUAGAAUUUCUACCAGACCAUUUUUACUCCCCAUUGAGAAGAAAUGGAUAGCUUAUCAAAUCUUAAAUGCACUUGCUCAGUGUCAUAAAUUAGGUGUCUGUCAUGGUGACAUUAAACUAGAGAAUAUAUGUAUCACAUCAUGGAAUUGGGUACUUCUUACAGACUUUGCCUCUUUUAAACCAACUUAUUUACCUGAAGAUAAUCCUGCUGAUUUUUCAUACUUUUUCGAUACUUCUCGUAGACGUACUUGUUAUAUUGCACCAGAGAGAUUUGUUAAAAGCUUAGGUUCUGAAUCAGGAAGUCAUUUAUUGCUUUCUGAAGAUAAUUUGAGAAAAGAGGAGCUCAAGCCUAGCAUGGAUAUUUUUUCUGCAGGUUGUUCUUUAGCUGAAUUAUUUGCUGAUGGACACCCUCCUUUUGAUUUUUCUCAGUUGUUAGCAUACCGUGGAGGAGAAUAUUCUGUGGAGAAAUACCUAUUGAAAUUUGAUGAUGAAAAUGUCCGUAAUCUUAUUGGAAGUAUGCUUUCAAAGGACCCUCUAUCAAGGUUAUCAGCUGAAAAAUAUUUAGAAGAGUAUAAAGGUAAACUGUUUCCAGAUUACUUCUAUAAUUUUCUGUUAUCUUAUAACAUAAUUUUUUCUAAUACGAUUCCAAUCUUGUCAGCUGAUGAAAAACUUGAAAGGAUGAAAACUGAAAUUUUUAAUGUGAUAAAUGUUAUAAUUGAUGAGGACAGUAAAUGGAAAAACACAAAAGAUGAACUUAGAGACAAAAAUGAUGAACAAUCUGCUUGUGAUGCUUUAGUUCUUAUAACCUCCAUGAUCACUUCAUGUAUUAGAGGCUUGCAUUUUGCUGUUUCCAAGAUUGAUACGCUCGAAAUUCUUGUUGAACUUGCUGCACAUACAACAUCAGAAGUAUUGUUAGAUCGUAUCCUUCCUUAUGUUAUGUAUCUAAUUAGAGACCCAUAUCCAAGGGUUCGGGUUUGUGCUAUAUAUUCACUAACAAAAAUCUUAUCCUAUCUUAAAUCUGUGCCACCUAGUGAUUCAAACGUUUUCCCAGAAUAUAUUCUUCCUGGUCUUUCUCAAAUACCUAAUGAUGAUGAAGUUGUCGUACGCGCUUCUUUUGCUGAGAAUAUUGCUCGGCUUGCUGAAAUAUCUUUAAAAUUAUUAGAAUAUUGUCAAGUCAAUCAAAAUGAAACUUAUAGAAGUUCUUAUGAAAGUGAGUUAGCUACUUUGCACCAAAUGAUGCAACAAAUGGUUGCAGGAUUACUAACUGAUUCGUAUAAUAUUGUGAAACAAACUCUUAUUGAAAAUGGAAUUACCAAGUUAUGUGUUUUUUUUGGAAAGCAAAAAGCAAAUGACAUAUUACUCUCACACAUGAUUACCUUCCUUAAUGAUAAAGAAGAUAAACAGUUACGUGGUGCAUUUUUUGAUUGCAUUGUUGGUGUCGCUGCUUAUAUUGGAGUACAUUCAUCGCCAAUACUCUCCCCUCUUUUACAGCAAGGUUUAACAGACACCGAAGAAUUUGUGGUAAGAAAGGCAAUAAAUGCUAUAACAGCAUUGACUGAAUUAAGUUUAUUACAUAAAUCUGCUCUUUAUCAAUUAUUAGAUGAAUGUGCACCUUUUCUGGUUCACCCUAAUCUUUGGAUUCGACAGGCUGCUGUAGGGUUUAUUUGUGCACUGGCUAGAACUUUGAGCGUAGUUGAUGUGCACUGUAAAGUAGCCUCAGUAAUAAAACCAUUUCUUAAAAAUACUUUGAUUCAACUUAACCAAGAAGUACUCGUUUUAAAUGCUAUAAAACCAUGCAUUCCUCGCAAUGUUUAUGAUGCUGUUAUUAAAUAUUCAGAACUACCUCUUCUUCUUCAAACACUAGAAGAAAGAAGAAAUUCUAGAAAUGAUAUUAAAGGAGUAUCAUACCCAUUACCUUCCCAGCAAACUAACUCAUUUCGUGUAUGGUUUAACAGAUUAAGUUCAGAUGGACUUACUGAAUCUGUUGAAGAUUUAUUGCUAUUAAUGAGUAAACAUUUACAGAAGGUAAACCGCUACUCUUCUUUAGAAGUGAAGUCAUAUUCCAAUGGUAAACUGGAUUUAACAUCAGUUUUAAAACAAAGUGAUUUUCAUUCUCAUCCCAUUAAAAGAAGCGAUGCAGCUAAAUAUGAAAUAUAUCUUCCUCAGUUGAAACGAGUCAGUGACGACUGUGUUCUAACUAUGAAUGAAGAAUGGCGGACCAUGUUCGGUAGAGAAGGACAUACAUCUGCAAAACAUGAAAAAAGUUCUAUACAUAGCAAUGAUUGGAAUAUUAAAAGUUCAGGAAGUCAGUCUGUUAUGGAACACAGCAUUCAAGAGCGAUCAUAUAUUCAGUAUCGUUGUGCUCCUUCACGUCUUGAGCUAAGAAAGCUAUUCAAACAUAGAGAAAGCUUACAAGGGUUCAGGAGUCCUCAAAAUCAUAGGAGCCGGGAUGUUAUUCCAGCUGGUUGGAGACUGCGCCCUGGUCUUGUUUCUCAUUUACAUGCUCAUUCUGGCUCUGUUACCAGAUUAGUUGCUAUUCCAGACACAAAUAUUAUGGCUAGUUGCAGCUUUGAUGGGUGUGUAAGGAUAUGGGAUUGUGGUAAAAUGGAAGGGAGAAAUAUUGCUAAUAGAGCUCGUCAAGUUUACAAUGCACAGACUGGUCCAUUAGUUGGCAUGACCCUAUGUAAUGCCAAUACCUGCCUUGGCAUGGCAAGUCAGUCUGGUUCUGUUGUUGUUCUGAAGUUUGAAUCCAAUAGCAAUAAGAUGUCAGUGUUUGCCUCUAGACAUUUAGAUUUAGAAGAAGAAGGGCCUCCUGUUGAUAUUACCUAUUUUGAUUCAGGAUUCAAAUCAGUCCUAGUAUAUUCAACAAUUUAUGGUUACAUAAUUGGUUGGGAUCUACGUGCUCCUGGAAUAGCCUGGAAACUACAAAAUGAUAUCAAACAAGGUGUAGUUACUGCACUUCACAUGGACAAUAAACAAUGUUUUUUAACAUUAGGAACUAGCAGUGGCUUCUUAACUACGUGGGACCUUAGAUUUCAUUUACCAAUUUCUUCAAUUGCUCAUACAGGUGGAUCAAGAAUAAGGAGAAUAUGUGGCCACCCUAAAGAACCAUCUUGGCUUAUUUCUUCUGCUUUUGGUAACAAUGAAGUAUCUAUAUGGUGUAUUGAAAGUGCCUCUAGACAAGCAGUUUUAUGGGGAAGUUCUACCCCACCACUUUCGUCAGUUAAUGUUGCUGGAAACAACCCUCAAGCUGUAUGCGCAAUGUAUUCAGGUGUUGUUGAUAAAGAUGCCUUUUUAUUAACAGGCGGUACUGAUCAUAGAAUAAGGUAUUGGGAUCUCGACAAUUAUGCCAAUUCAUAUGUUGCGAUUCCUGCAGGAGGUGAUAUUGCUGGACAAACAUCUUAUUCUUAUAAAUGUCGUUUGAUUGAUGGUGUUAAAGUAGUGCAUGAAAUAAGGUCUAAGACUGGUUCUAAAAAUUCAAAUGAUGCUGAAGGACCUCCCAGAGCUGGACCAGAUCCUCCACCCGUAGGACAUCAUAAUACAAUUACUGAUUUAGCAAUAGUAUCGGGAACUGGAAGUUCAUUAUUGGCUUCAGGUGCUUGUGAUGGUGUUAUUAAAGUGUGGAAAUAAGUGAUGUGUGAUAUAUAAAAAUAUGAAUUCAUUCCUAUUGGUCAACUAUUUGUAAAAUUUUGUGAUAUUUUAGUCAGUAUGUUUUAAUGGUAUUCUUUGUAAAAUAAAUAACAAUAUUUGUAUAUUCGAUUGACAAGAAUAAUACACAGAGUUGUACAAAUAAUGUAGAAAAUUAAUUAUAAGGAAUAUUUAUUUGUUUUUUAAAGUUCCUCCUAUUUUAUAUUAUAUUAUUUUGGUUAAAUUGAAUUUGUCUUUCAUUCAUUGCUUGAUAAGAUUUAAAUUAUAAGAAUUUUAAGGUGUCAUCAGGAUUAUUGUUUUGUUACCUUUUUCCGUUUCAUAUGACUCAUCUAUUCUAUGGUUUUAGAUUACUUGUAAUUAUUAAAUAAAUGUAAAGAAUUAUUUUUGUUUUGUUCCUAAGUUUAAUAGAUUUAUUAGUUAAAAAAUGCAAUGGGAUAACUUUAUUUGUAAUAAUUUUGAUUUUAUCUUUGGGUUAUUCCAUGCCAAAUCAUUCAGGGACUAAGGUCUAUGCUACAGCUUUUAAUGAAAAAUUAUUUAUAAACUAUGAAAAGUUUUUAGAUGUAAAUAUAUUGUUCUGAUGUUAUUAAAUAAUUAAUUAAAUGAAAAAAUAUUGAGUUAAAACUUUUGUCUGUCAUUAUAUAUUUACUUAUAUAAUUAUUAUAUUAUUAUUAAGCUACUGUAGCUUAAUAUAUGUGCUAGUGGACGUUGCUGAGACUGUCUGUGAGUCCCUGGCCUGAUCGAAGCUCUAUUUUUAAAAUUUUGAAGAGGAUCCCAUCGUUAACUUAUAAAACUAAAAAUACCGGGAUUGAAACAUUAAUAAACAUAGAGGAAAUGAACAUCCAGUAGUUUAUUAAAUAAUUAAUAAGUGACCUUAUUCACAAUUAAAUGGUUAUGUUUAAAUUUAAUACUCAAAGGUUGAUUAAAGAAAAGUUGUAAAUAUAUAUACAUAUAUUUUUUCCUGUUGUCCUUGUAGAUCUUGGCGCCUUAAUAUACCUACUGCAACCCUAUCCAUCUUGGGUUAUUCCUUUGAAGUUAUCUGCAUGAAGCUCUAUUGCAUCUUUGUUGAUUUGAUCUAUCCAUCUGCUUUUUGGCCUUCCAUUUAGUUUUGUCUACUAUUGAGUUAUUGUCCUGUAGAGGCUUCCAGAUGGAUUGCUUCUAGCUAUGUGUCCUGGCCUACUUAACCUCCAUGCCUGCAUGAUGAGCUAUUGAUUGACCAGUUUCUGUAAGCAGCUCUUUAUUAGUCUUUCUUCUCCAUCUGUUAAUACUCUGAUCCCACAUUGCUCUGGUUAUGGUGCAGAGGAUUUUUCUCUCAAAUUAUUCAAUAAUUUUUUCUAUGGCACUGGUUAUUGUCUGGGUCUCACAACCAUUUAUAAGAACUGGCUUUAUCAUAGUAUUGUAUACC
Molecule: messenger RNA, 5566 nt
Organism: Nezara viridula (southern green stink bug)
Lineage: Eukaryota; Metazoa; Arthropoda; Insecta; Hemiptera; Pentatomidae
Source: the annotation of a GenBank genome assembly